UCGAAAAAAGUAAAGAAAAGCCCGAAGAAGCAAGCGGUUGCCCGAUUUGUUUUGGUUUCUUCUUUCAGCAGAUUACCAUCCAGAAACCAAGACAUGGUAUCGUCAGUGGGGGCCAAUUGGGCCGUGAGCGCCGCCUCAACCGCCGUCUCGAGCCUCAAGAAGGCCGCCGUGCUGUACCACUAUCCGUGCCCUGACGGGGCGUUCGCGGCCUUAGCAGCUCAUAUGUACUUCUCCGCCUUUCCUUCGACCCCCGCCCUCUUCUUCCCCAACACAGUCUACAACCCCAUCAAGCCCCAGCAGCUCCCUCUCCAUGAAAUCGACGACCUUUACCUCCUCGACUUUGUGGGGCCCCCUGGUUUCGUCCAAGAAGUCUCCUCCCAAGUCAACAGGGUGGUUGUGUUGGACCACCACAAGACUGCCCUUGAGACGUUGGGUGGUGACAGUGACACUGCUGAGAAUGUUCUCAAGGUGAUUGACAUGGGGAGAAGUGGAGCUACGAUUGCCCAUGAUUACUUCAAGCAGAAGCUUGCUGGGAACAGCGCGAGAGUGAAGGAAUUUGAGAGGAUGAGGCGCUUAUUCGAGUAUGUUGAGGACGCGGACCUAUGGAGGUGGAAUCUGCCCAAUAGCAAGGCUUUCUCCAGUGGCUUGAACGACCUGAACAUUGAAUUCGAUGUUGGGGCGAGCCCCUCCUUGUUUCAUCAGCUUCUCUCUUUGGAUCUGGACUCUGUUAUUAGUCAAGGCAUGUUGAGCCUAUCACACAAGCAAAAGUUAAUAGAUGAGGCUCUCCUCCAGUCAUACGAGAUUGCCCUUGGUGGUGGAGUGUUUGGUCGUUGCUUGGCUGUCGAUGCAGAUUCUGAUUUAUCCCAGUUGAGAAGUGAGCUCGGGAAGCAAUUAGCUGAUAAAAGCCAGAAGAUGAAUUUGAGGAGCAUUGGGGCUAUUGUGUACCGGGUGCCGGAGUUUCAAAAUGAUGAAUUGCUGAAGAUUAGCCUUCGUAGCGAGGGCGAUGAAGACACGACGUCGAUCUCACAGAAAUUCGGAGGUGGUGGGCAUUGGAAUGCUAGUUCCUUCAUGUUGAGUUCCAAAGAGUUCGAGCAAUGGAGAGUCUCUUGAUCAAUCAUAAGGCAGUUGUGACAUCUUCAAAUUGGUUCAUUUAUUCAUAUAAGAGUUCUAGAAUGCCCUCAUAAUUUCUCAAUGUAAUUCUCACUUUUCAACUGAAAAUAAACAACGCAUAGCACAGCAUAGCAUAAUUCUCUCUUCUUCAUGUCACAUCCUCGUCUUUGCUCUUACCAUCAGUUCAACGAAAGCAAGAGUGUUGGACAAAUGCGAGAUGUUUACACGUUAUAUUCUUGAUGUGGGGUCUGUUAAAUUGCAACACCAGCCCCAGUUUGAGUUCGAAUAAGUCUGUUACAAUUUGUUUUUAGUCGUGGUCUAGCUCUUUGUUAUUGAGUCUUUGUUACAGGGUCUUUGUCAUAAAGUCUUUGUUACGGAGUCUUUGUUAUUGUUGGUUAAAUUUGAUUCGUGUUUUGUUA
This is a messenger RNA of Punica granatum (pomegranate), 1529 nucleotides long. The record is from RefSeq and is a predicted model, not a curated record. NCBI's taxonomy places the organism in Eukaryota, Viridiplantae, Streptophyta, Magnoliopsida, Myrtales, Lythraceae.